Molecule: messenger RNA, 1828 nt
Organism: Phragmites australis (common reed)
Lineage: Eukaryota; Viridiplantae; Streptophyta; Magnoliopsida; Poales; Poaceae
Product: protein RAE1-like
Exons: 12
Coding region: 77-1108 (343 amino acids)
Biological process (GO): transcription-dependent tethering of RNA polymerase II gene DNA at nuclear periphery; RNA export from nucleus
Cellular component (GO): nuclear pore
Molecular function (GO): ubiquitin binding; RNA binding
Source: RefSeq, a predicted model, not a curated record
AAAACCCCCCAAAUCCCCGCCUCCCUCCUCCCUCCCUCCCUACCCUCCCAAAUUCGCCGAACGCCUCCCAACCCCAAUGGCGAGCUUCAACCCCGCCGGCGCCGCCAGCCAGAACCCCAACAAGUCCAUCGAGGUGGCUCCGGCGCCUGGUGACUCGGUGUCCAGCCUCAGCUUCAGCCCCAAGGCUAACCACCUCGUCGCCACCUCCUGGGACAAUCAGGUUCGGUGCUGGGAGGUUCUGCCUGGUGGGGGAUGCCAAGCGAAGGCCUCGAUUUCGCACGAUCAGCCGGUGCUGUGCUCGGCGUGGAAGGAUGAUGGGAUGAUUAUUUUCUCGGGAGGUUGUGAUAAGCAGGUUAAAAUGUGGCCAUUGCUGUCUGGUGGGCAGCCAACGGCCUUCUCAGGGCAUGAGGCGCCAGUCAAAGAACUCGCUUGGGUACCACAGUUGAAUCUUCUUGUCAGUGGGAGCUGGGAUAAGACCUUGAGGUACUGGGACAUUCGGCAACCUCAACCAGUCCAUGUUCAGCAACUUCCUGAACGCUGCUAUGCUCUAUCACUUAGUUAUCCUCUCAUGGCAGUGGGCACGGCUGAUCGCAAUGUAAUAAUCUUCAAUCUGCAGAACCCCCAGGCUGAAUUCAAGAGGAUUGUAUCACCUUUGAAGCUCCAGACAAGGUGUCUUGCCGCAUUUCCUGAUCAACAAGGAUUUUUGGUUGGAUCUAUAGAAGGACGAGUUGGAGUUCAUCAUAUAGAUGACUCUCAGCAAAGCAAAAACUUUACGUUCAAAUGUCACCGCGAUGGCAAUGAGAUAUACUCUGUUAACUCACUGAACUUCCAUCCUGUGCAUGGUACAUUUGCUACUGCGGGCUCUGAUGGAGGUUUCAACUUUUGGGACAAGGACAGUAAGCAAAGGCUGAAGGCUUUUAGUAAGUGUCCAGCACCCAUCACAUGCAGUGCAUUCAAUCAGGAUGGCUCUAUAUUUGCUUAUGCGGUGUGCUAUGAUUGGAGCAAGGGUGCUGAGAAGCAUAAUCCUUCUACUGCGAAGACAAAUAUCUUUCUACAUAGUGUACAGGAAUCUGAUGUGAAAGGAAAGCCUCGCGCUGGAAAGAAGUAGGCAUGGCAAGGGCAAGUUACAAGAUGUGCAGUAUUGACGUACCCAUGUGAGGUCUCGCUGUGGGUGAUGCGGGCCGGGGAUAUUUUUGGGUGCGGUCUGUGGUGAGGUUGGGGCUGGUUUCGAACGGUGUCUUGCCGCUUCAGCGUUGAUGUCUCCCACGGGAAGCGGACCAGCAGAACUCGCCGAUAGCGGCAGCCUUGCACUAUUCUCUUCGUCUAAAAACACAUCACUCGCUGCUGUUCUCACUGGCCGCUUGCGGGCCUUGCUGGUUGCCCCACAAAUUACGUGCUUGCCUGAUUCGUCCAAAAGGUUGGCGGGCACCGAUUAAAGGGUACUCGGUAUUAUUCCAUACAUGGCUGUGUUUCGUAGUUUUUCCCCCUCCUGUUCAACGUUGAGUUUGGGGUCCAAAUUUGUCGGAUGCCAGAUCAUCUAAUUUUACAUCUAAUUAAUUUUCGUUGGUUGAUAACUUGUAUGAUAUUUUUGAGGUGGCAAGUAUGGGAGCACCAAAAGGGAUAGAUGUACCGCAAUCUCCUCACACCUUGAGCAGUAGAAGAGAACGAUGUCGGAAAAAAAUGAAGCCGUCUUAAAAAUCGGUUUCAGCAAUGCUAAUUUACAUGGCCAAUAUUAUUGAAUAAAGUUACAGUAAUUUAUUGUAACGGCUUGUCAAGGGGAGUAACCAUGUUGCCAUUAAGGCCUCCGCACUACUGACAGAUAUAUGGC